Messenger RNA from Closterium sp. NIES-65, 603 nucleotides. NCBI's taxonomy places the organism in Eukaryota, Viridiplantae, Streptophyta, Zygnematophyceae, Desmidiales, Closteriaceae. The record is from the annotation of a GenBank genome assembly.
AUGGCCUGCCCGUUGCCGCCCGUUGCUGCCCGUGCCUGUGCUGCCUGUUGCCGCCCGUUGCUGCCCGUGCCUGUGCUGCCUGUUGCUGCUCGUGCCUGUGCUGCCCGUUGCCGCCCGUUGCUGCCCGUGCCUGUGCUGCCUGUUGCCGCCCGUUGCUGCCCGUGCCUGUACUACCUGUUGCUGCCCGUGCCUGUGCUGCCUGAUGCCGCCCGUUGCUGCCUGUGCCUGUGCUGCCCGUUGCUGCCUGUUGCUGCCCGUGCCUGUGCUGCCCGUAACCGCCUGUUGCUGCCCGUGCCUGUGCUGCGUGUUGCCGCUCGUUGCUACCCGAGCCUGUGUUGCCUGUUGCUGCCUAUUGCUGCCCGUGCCUGUGCUGCCCGUUGCCGCCUGUUGCUGCCCGUGCCUGUGCUGCCCGUUGCCGCCCGUUGCUGCCCGAGCCUGUGCUGCCUGUUGCUGCCCGUGCCUGUGCUGCCCGUUGCCGCCCAUUGCUGCCCGUGCCUGUGCUGCCCGUUGCCGCUCUGCUGCUGUCCGCGCCCUUGUGCGCUCUGGUCUCCGUGGAACGGAGGCUAUGGGGGUGGCGGGUAUGGGGGUGAUGGGUGUGUGUGA